Molecule: messenger RNA, 450 nt
Organism: Stegodyphus dumicola
Lineage: Eukaryota; Metazoa; Arthropoda; Arachnida; Araneae; Eresidae
Source: RefSeq, a predicted model, not a curated record
AUGAUUGGCCGAUUGCACUUGGAUAUGUUUCAUCAGAAAAGACUCUUGCUGAUAAUGGUGGAUAUGAAAAUUAAACUCAUACGCAGCAAACCUGAAUUGUGUUUAUUGGGCGAAGGUGAAUUUAAAGUUUUACUCGAACAAGCUUCAUUGUUUGUACGCAAAGUGAGACUCAGUCCAGGUGUUGUGCUAGGACAUGCCAAAAGCCUAGAAAAAUCAACAGCCAAAUAUCCCAUUAAUAGAGUGCUCUGCAAAGCCUAUUCCAUUCCAACGGGAAAUAUGAGUUUUAUUCAAGACAAUAUUUUCAUAGGUCAAAUGCCUAAUCGUAUUGUGGUGGCAUGUGUCGAUAAUGAUGCCUUUAACGGAAACUAUAAAAAGUCUCCUUUUGAAUUCAAGCAUUAUAAUAUGAACUUUAUCGGCGUUUAUGUGGACGGGUCAACCGGUACCUCAUAA